UCUGAGCGAGCAAAUUGAUUUGAACCUUUUGUUUCUGUCUUUUGUAAUGAUUAAUCGCUUACAAGAUAAGGAAAAUAGAGAGAAAUUAAGAAACAGAUAACCGCUGAUAAACAUGAGGACGGAGGAGAAAGAAGAAGAAGAAGAAGAACAAUGGCCAUCAUCAAGAUCAGCUGACGAGGUUUUACUAAUUGUUCUUCCAUAUCUCCACUCACUCUUCGAGCUUCUCUCCAUGACCGGCGUUUCACGCUCCUUAAGAGACGCGAUCAGAGACGAAACAGCUUUGUGGACAAAGAUCGUUGUUGAACCACCCCUGAGUUCUCGUCUAACCGAUGAUAUUCUAUGGGAGAUCACUUCCAAAUCCUCCGGAAAAUUAAACACUCUGAUCCUCCGACAGUGUCUUAGGAUCACCGACAAGGGGCUCAGACGCGUGGUUGACGCAAAUCCUCUCAUCAGAAAGAUAAUUGUGCCCGGAUGCACUGAACUGACUCCAGAAGGAAUCAUUGGAUGUGUUGAAAGCUUGGCAAACGUGGAGACACUUCACAUCAACGGCGUACACCGCUUCACUAAAGACCAUCUCUCAGCACUCUCCACUUGCCUUCCUCACGAGGGAGCCAUAGAUGUCGAGGUUUGUCCCAAAUGCAACCAAGUCAUGAUGAUUCCGUCCUGCUCAAGAGCGUCUUGUAACCGUGGGAGAAGGCAAGAACGAAAGUGCAGGGGAUGCUGGUUCUGCGUCUCUAGAUGCAUGGAGUGUUCAUUGUGCCUCGGAUCAGACACUGAGAUUCAAGAGGCAGCCUGCGGUGGCGACAGUCUGUGUCUCGAAUGCUGGCUUGUGCUUCCAAAGUGCAGGUUCUGCAAUAAACCCUAUUGCACAAGUCACAGCAGUCUGCGACAUGAUAUUGCAACCAAUGAUCCUUCGGCUCAGCCCAUGUUUGAAUGCGAAGCUUGUCACUACAGGGCAGGUACAAACCCAUAUGACGCUUUCGACUAUCAAAUCUAGAAAAAAAGACUUGUUUUUAAA
This is a messenger RNA of Brassica napus (rape), 1018 nucleotides long. Its product is annotated as F-box protein SKIP28-like. Gene Ontology annotation, cellular component: cytoplasm. The record is from RefSeq and is a predicted model, not a curated record. The transcript is spliced from 3 exons. NCBI's taxonomy places the organism in Eukaryota, Viridiplantae, Streptophyta, Magnoliopsida, Brassicales, Brassicaceae. Gene Ontology annotation, molecular function: protein binding. The coding region runs from base 113 to 997 and encodes 294 amino acids.